UUAUGUGACCUUGUUAAAUGUUCACGUCGAGUUGUAUGAACUGUCAAAAAUAGAUAUUCAUGAAAUAUUUUUAUUGCUAGGUACUACAAAAAUAUAGCAAUUUUUAGUAUGGAGGAACAGAAGCGAAGUGAGAAUGUGUAUCGAUUCAAAUGGUUUAUGUCAUUAUCAAGAAAAAGAUCACCUAGAUUGAAUAAUCCCAAAGAAAAUGGGAGUUCCGAUAAAAUGGAAAACAAUACCAAUGGAGUUUUCUUUACCCUUCGCAAACGAUUCCAGAAAAAACUUACGUCUAUUAAAGUGAAGGCAUACGAACCUGAAUUAGGCUCGAAUACAAUAAGUAAUAAUAGUAUUUUAGACAGUGAUCGAUUUGUAACUGGCUCUUCAAGCUCGGUGGGCAAUAACGAUUUUGCACGUAUAGUUAUCGAAAGACACAGUCAAAAUCCGAUUCGUUUCUCUUCCCCAAACGCCCAUGUACCUGUGAUACCAUGCGGAGAUUCGUCAAACUCGUUACCUAUGUUGCCAAAUUCGUCAAACUCGUUUCCUAUGUUGCAAACGGCAACAUCGGCAGUUACCAGAUCGGAUACAAUUUGUAACAAUGUUACUAGUUUAGAUACUACGAUGGAACAAAUGAAAAUAGAAUUGCUCAAAUAUGGGUGGUACUGGGGUAAGCUGACGCGUGCUGCCGCGCAAAAACGUUUAGCCAGACAGGACAAUGGAACUUUUCUUGUGCGAGACUCACAAACUGAGAAAUAUCAGUUUACCGUUAGUUUUCGAAGCUCAGGAAUAACUCUGCAUUGUAGGAUUGAUUAUAAAGAUAAUUAUUGGUCAUUCUCAGGUUUAACUACACCAACUCAAUGCGAAACAAUGAUUGACCUGAUUGAAGACACUAUGAAGAAAUCCGAGUUCGGCAUGAUUGGAUUUGUGAAACAAACCUCACCACUUACUCCACCUUUUCCGGUUCGUUUGACUAAACCAAUCAAUCGUUUCUAUGAAGUUUCUUCAUUGCAACAUUUAUGUCGAUUCAUUAUUCGACAGCGAAUUGAUACUAAAAAUAUACAUUGUUUGCCUCUUCCAAGCAAGUUGAAAGAUUACAUUGAAGAAAAUUUUUAUGACUUAUGAAUAGAAUAGGUUUAUUAAGCAAACCUUAAAAGACGAAUGCAGCAUUAAAUUUAAAUGUUCUAGAGACCUCAAAGGAAAACACAUUGCAAUGAAACACUCAAAAUUGGCCAGUUUUAAAUGUAUCAUCUAGGUUGUAGCGAAAUUACUAACACUGAAUGUAGAAAUAUGUUUAAAUUAAAAACAACAUGUCGUAUUAUUUUUAGUUCAUCUACAACAAUUAACAGAGCGUUACAUUCUACAUGUAUUGAUAUUUUGUCCUGUAGGUGUAUUUAUCUACAUUAUGCAUAAGGACAUUAUAAGAGUAUUUCUUAAUAAAACAUGUUUCAAUCGAUUACUUUAAUGUUUGUUUUAGCGGCAUCUUCGAUAGAUUCCAACAUAGUCUAUUCAAAGCAGCGAAAUGACUGUUUUCGUCUCCUUUAGGAAUUUUAUUCACAUUUUUUUAAAGAAUGAGUAACAUCGAAUUUCGGUAAAAAAUUCUGUUUUGCUGAAUUUCUGAAUUAUUUGAAAUUAAACAAAAUAUAAAAUGAACAAUUAGUUAUCUCUUUCGAACUAGCAUUAAGAACGCUCAACAAAUAAUAAUUGCCAUGCCAUAUGAAGAAAAAUACCCAGUAGUCGGUUAAUUAUCUAGUGCAAAAAUAAUAGAGCCAGCAAAACUAUUUCGCUCAAUAUAUAAAUGCUGAGCAACUAAGAGUAAAUUCAAUGAAACAUGGCCAGAUCGGAAACUAAAACCGAAAUCGUCACGGAUGAAAAAUUCGAAAUGUAUGAAUGUCAUAGCUAAUGUUGAUUUGUAAAAAAACAUUUAAACAAGGAAGAUGCAUUUUGGC
Molecule: messenger RNA, 1940 nt
Organism: Malaya genurostris
Lineage: Eukaryota; Metazoa; Arthropoda; Insecta; Diptera; Culicidae
Product: suppressor of cytokine signaling 6-like
Exons: 2
Coding region: 109-1116 (335 amino acids)
Biological process (GO): phosphatidylinositol phosphate biosynthetic process; intracellular signal transduction
Cellular component (GO): phosphatidylinositol 3-kinase complex
Molecular function (GO): 1-phosphatidylinositol-3-kinase regulator activity
Source: RefSeq, a predicted model, not a curated record